AUGGGGGCGUAUCUCUCGCAGCCGGUCACGGAGAAGGAGAGUGGGAACCGAAGGGAUGCGCGCUUCGACGGAGGAUACUCGGCCAUGCAAGGCUGGCGAACCAACAUGGAGGACCAGCACCUCCUCGAGCUCAACAUCGACGACCGCGGGACGGCCGUGUUCGGCGUCUUCGACGGCCACGGCGGCCAGGAAGUAGCACAUUUCGUGGAGCGACACCUGGUGGAGGAGCUGCGGGCGACGCCGGGGUACGGGAAGGGGGAGUUCGACGCGGCGCUGAGGGACGCGUUCGUGCGGCUGGACCAGCGGAUGUGCACGCGCGAGGGCUGCAAGGAAUUAAUGACCUACAGGGCCAAGGAGGACUCGGAGACGGAGGGGUCCGGGGGCGGGCCGCGCGAGAACCAGCUGAUGGCGCUGAUCAAGCAGCAGCUGGGCGCGAAGAGGGCGGCGGGGGGGGAGGACCAGGACGGCGACGGGAAGUACGUCAUCACCCUGGGGCAGGGCGGGCAGGGGGGGCUGCAGCUGACGGCGGUGCGGGACCUGGGGGAGGGCGCGGGGGGCAUGGACGACGACGACGACGACGAGCGCGGCACGGACGUGACGCUCGAGGCGCCCGGCGGCGGCGGCGGCGGCGGCGGGGGGGACAUGGACCUGGGGGGCGGGCGGUUCGUGGGCAUGACGGACCCGGACGACGGGCCGCCGGGGGAGGUCGAGCCGCCGAGCGCGGCGGGGUGCACGGCGGUCGUGGCCAUGGUCACGCCCGAGAACGUGCUCUACGUCGCCAACGCGGGCGACUCCCGGGCGGUGCUGUCGCGCAACGGCGUCGCCGUGGCGCUCUCGGUCGACCACAAGCCGGACGACGAGGAGGAGCACAGCCGCAUCAUCGCGGCGGGCGGCGGCGUCAUCGACGGCCGCGUCAACGGAAGCCUCAACCUCUCGCGCGCGAUCGGGGAUCUGGAGUACAAGCGCAACCGCCGGCUGCCCGCGGACAAGCAGAUCGUGACCGCGGUGCCGGACAUCCGCCGCGAGCAGCUCACGGCGCAGGACGAGUUCAUCAUCGUGGCAUGCGACGGCAUCUGGGACAUUCUGGAGAACCAGGAUGCUGUGGACUUCGUGCGGGAGCGCCUGCAGCGCGGAGUGGACACGGAGACGAUCUGCAAGGAGAUGUGCGACCGCUGCCUCGCGCCGGACACGCAGGGGACGGGCAAGGGCUGCGACAACAUGACGGUGGUCGUCGUCAAGCUCAAUAUCAAGACCUGA
Molecule: messenger RNA, 1257 nt
Organism: Pedinophyceae sp. YPF-701
Lineage: Eukaryota; Viridiplantae; Chlorophyta; Pedinophyceae
Source: the annotation of a GenBank genome assembly